Messenger RNA from Saccharomyces paradoxus, 1248 nucleotides. It is a transcript of the gene CAM1, whose product is annotated as translation elongation factor EF1B gamma. Gene Ontology annotation, cellular component: cytoplasm; nucleus. Gene Ontology annotation, molecular function: translation elongation factor activity. The transcript has a single exon. Bases 1 to 1248 code for a protein of 415 amino acids. Gene Ontology annotation, biological process: translational elongation. The record is from RefSeq and is a predicted model, not a curated record. NCBI's taxonomy places the organism in Eukaryota, Fungi, Ascomycota, Saccharomycetes, Saccharomycetales, Saccharomycetaceae.
AUGUCACAGGGUACUUUAUAUGCUAACUUCAGAAUCAGAACUUGGGUCCCAAGAGGUCUUGUCAAGGCUUUGAAGCUGGACGUCAAGGUUGUUGAACCAGAUACCGCCAUUGAACAGUUUGCAAGGGACUUUCCUUUGAAGAAAGUUCCGGCUUUCGUGGGUCCAAAAGGCUAUAAGUUAACCGAGGCCAUGGCCAUUAACUACUAUUUGGUAAAGCUUUCACAGGACGAGAAAAUGAAGGCUCAACUAUUGGGUGCUGACGAUGACUUAAAUGCUCAAGCACAGAUUAUCAGAUGGCAAUCGCUGGCAAACAGUGAUCUCUGCAUCCAGAUCGCCAAUACCAUUGUCCCCUUGAAGGGCGGCGCUCCUUAUAACAAGAAGAGCUUUGACUCUGCCAUGGACGCUGUUGGCAAGAUCGUCGACAUCUUCGAGGAUAGAUUGAAAAACUACACGUAUUUGGUUACGGAAAGCAUCUCCUUGGCCGACUUGGUGGCUGCCUCGAUUUUCACCAGAUACUUCGAGAGCCUAUUCGGUACCGAAUGGAGAGCUCAACAUCCAGCCAUCGUGAGAUGGUUCAAUACCGUCAGAGCUUCAUCAUUCUUGAAGGACGAGUACAAGGAUUUUAAGUUCGCUGACAAGCCAUUGAGUCCCCCACAAAAGAAGAAGGAAAAGAAGGCCCCAACUGCCGCUGCCAACCCCUCAAAGAAGAAGGAGGAAGCCAAGCCGGCCGCUACUGAGACUGAAACUUCUUCUAAGAAGCCAAAGCAUCCAUUGGAAUUAUUGGGCAAGUCAACUUUCGUUUUGGAUGACUGGAAGAGAAAGUACUCCAAUGAGGACACUAGACCAGUUGCUUUGCCUUGGUUUUGGGAGCACUACAGCCCAGAAGAGUAUUCCCUAUGGAAGGUCACCUACAAGUAUAACGACGAAUUGACUUUGACUUUCAUGUCUAACAACUUGGUCGGCGGUUUCUUUAACAGAUUGUCCGCCUCUACCAAGUAUAUGUUCGGUUGUCUAGUUGUGUACGGUGAAAACAACAAUAACGGUAUCGUUGGUGCGGUUAUGGUUAGGGGUCAAGACUACGUUCCAGCUUUCGAUGUCGCACCAGACUGGGAAUCCUACGACUAUGCCAAGUUGGAUGCAACUAACGACGACGACAAAGAAUUUAUCAACAACAUGUGGGCUUGGGAUAAGCCGGUUUCCGUCAAUGGCGAAGCAAAGGAAAUUGUUGACGGUAAGGUUUUGAAAUAA